Dendrobium catenatum is the source of this 927-nucleotide messenger RNA. RefSeq lists its product as uncharacterized. The record is from RefSeq and is a predicted model, not a curated record. NCBI's taxonomy places the organism in Eukaryota, Viridiplantae, Streptophyta, Magnoliopsida, Asparagales, Orchidaceae. The transcript has a single exon. Bases 1 to 927 code for a protein of 308 amino acids.
AUGGACAAGUGGGACUCUACUUGCUCACCCAACUCCCUUCAGGGACAUCACUCUCCAAUCUGGAUCCGCCUGCCUCAGCUCCCUCUCAUCUAUUGGGACCUUAACAACAUCACUCGCAUCUCUAACUCGCUCGGUGAGCCUUUAUGGAUGGAUUCACACAAAAGCAAGUGGGGACGGUCAUCCUUUGCACGCAUCUGUGUAAAGAUUGACGUCUCUCAAAAGCUACUUUCGGGAGUUUGGAUCAAUGGCAGAUGUUUCCAGCGGGUGGAGUAUGAAGGCCUUACAAAUUUCUGUUUUGACUGUGGCUCCAUUGGCCAUGCGAUAGGAAGCUACAUCCCCAUUGUAGCUGCUAAGGGACCAUCUCCCACGCAGGGGACAGCAUCUCAAACCGUCCAUGCUCAGCAUGGGGGGCUGCCCGUGACUGGGCCAUCUUCUAAACCGGAGCAGCAAGCUACGUCCGUCCCCCACGGUCAAGGGGUGCAAGAGGAGGACUCGUUUGGUGAUUGGAAUCUGGUGACCAAUAAGAGGAGAAACAAACUGAGAGCCCCCACCGAGAAGCCAACCAAAGGAACUAUAAAGGGGGCUGAGCCUCCUCGGUCCCCGCCUCAGCUCUCUCAUGCUGAAUCUCAGCGGAUGGAGGAUAUUUCCAUGAGGAUCGUCGAACCAAGCGGCAAAACAUCUACAGAACAAAGGGUUACCUUCAGUGUCACAAGACCGGAGAAUGAUGCCCCCUCCUCAAUAGUCAAUCUUUCCAAACAACAGCACAAGGUUCCGAUGACUUUUUUUGAGAAGCAGCUACUCCAGUUGGGACCAAUAGCCACUCUGCCCAGGAAGCGGAGGAAGAAUCUACAAGAUGAUAUUGGCGGGGACUUUGUCCCCUUUGAGGAACAAGGAGGCCUUACCUUUUUACAUGUUUUAGGGUGCUAG